AAGUAAUUAAAAAACAAUCAUAGAAUUUACAUUAAAAUGAAAAAUAACAAAAUUGUCAAACUACGAGCAAGCCGAACCGAACCGAAAAUUUCAUAUCAAUUUCUAUCUGCCAACCCGGUUUAACUCCAAGCAAACCGAACCGAUCGUUUCCCUAUAAAAUCCGGCCCCACCUAAAUUCUUGCAGACUCCGCUUCAGUUGCAAUUGCAAUCAAUUUCGAUCUUCUUCUUCAGUUUCAGUUUGUUCCUUCCAUUUUUCUCUUGUUCGAAAUUAAGUUUCGAUGGAAUGCUGGGGAUUAAUUUUACCAAUCCCUGUAUAGUUUUAACAAGCUGAUGAUUCUUUUAACUCCCUCUGCCGGCUUUCUUCCAAGCUGCUCAAACACCCACCGUCCGCCGGAAUCACAACGAUCACAUCCUCAAAAGAUUUUCUAUAAAUUCGAUCAAAUUCUUCGUACAAAACCUUCCGGAUCACCCUUACCCCUCAAUGCACUGCCAAAAUCGUGCGAGUGUUUCGAUUUGCAUCAAAAUCUAAUACCCUAUGGGGAUGCAUGGUCUUGGCAAAAGGAAAUUGUGAGAGAAAAAGUGGGAUUGAUCGAUGCGAACCAGGAUUGCCCAGAUACGUUAAUUGUUUUGCAGCAUCAUCCUGUGUACACAAUGGGCACUAACAGUACAGAAGAGUAUUUCAAUUUUGAUCUCAAGGAUUCUCCAUUUCCCAUUUAUCGAACUGAGCGUGGAGGGGAGGUUACUUAUCAUGGCCCUGGCCAGCUAGUUAUGUACCCUAUUGUCAAUCUGCGAAAUCACAAGAUGGAUCUUCAUUGGUACCUCAGGGCACUUGAGGAGGUCGUUAUACGCGUUCUUUCCUCAACGUUUUCAAUCAAUGCCCAUCGAAUUGAUGGUUUAACAGGUGUCUGGGCAGGAAACCAGAAACUUGCAGCCAUUGGAAUUCGGGUAUCGAAAUGGAUAACAUUUCAUGGAUUAGCCCUCAAUGUUACCACUGAUCUAACUCCAUUUAAUUGGAUAGUUCCAUGUGGAAUAGGAAACCGGAAGGUCGGAAACAUCAAAGAGUUGCUAAGAGAAGUUGAUUUACACACUGGAUUUCAGAAAGAUUCCCAGUUGAUAGAUAUCACUUUUGGAGCUCUAAUACAGGAAUUCUCUGAAGUUUUUCAACUUGAUAUGUAUCAUAAAACCAUCCCUUCUUUGGAGUUCUUGAAGCAAAUUCCCAACAACUCCCCUGCUCAUGAUAGUUUCCGAUCUCGAUCAAACGAUGGUCGAUCACGAUGAUAAACACAACACCUCGCUUCUCAAGUUCAAUGCCUUAUGGGAAGCCUAUUACCGUCCGGAUUCUCUUCUCGUAUUCUCAACCGGAAGAUCGUCGACGAGUUAUAGAAAAUUAAGAGAGGAGAGACCUCUGUUGACU
Molecule: messenger RNA, 1414 nt
Organism: Cucumis melo (muskmelon)
Lineage: Eukaryota; Viridiplantae; Streptophyta; Magnoliopsida; Cucurbitales; Cucurbitaceae
Product: octanoyltransferase LIP2p, chloroplastic-like
Exons: 6
Coding region: 331-1278 (315 amino acids)
Biological process (GO): protein lipoylation
Cellular component (GO): mitochondrion
Molecular function (GO): lipoyl(octanoyl) transferase activity
Source: RefSeq, a predicted model, not a curated record